AGGCCAAACAUCGCUGCGAGGGCUCGGUGCGGCUGAGACCUGGUUUACCAUCUAAAUGUUCACAAACAAUCAUGGGUCCAUUUCCAUCUCUUAGAAACCCAACCAACUCAUCUAAAUCCGAUCCGUAUUCUAGGAAUCCUGUCCAGGUUUGUCCGUUGACCAGCCUUGAUAUGGUCGUCACUAGUUACCACAGCCACAAAGUCAUACGCCCGGCCCAUUUCUUCAAAUUUCAAAAUGUGAUUUAAAACCUAACCUUAACCACACUGCUAACCUUAUGCCUAACUUUAACCUUAAAUUAAGACCCCAAAAAAAACAACGUUUUCAUGAAUUUGUACGAUAUUGCCCAUUUUGACUUUGUGUCUGUGGUAACUAGUGGAACCCCUCGCUAUGCCUCCUCCCCCUUCAUAGUUCCAUACCGGAGGGUAGCCAACAUUUUGUUUUCUUCUAUACAGUUUGGAAGAAGAACUGGCAGUGUCUUUAGGAUUUUCUUUUCAACUAAAUACAAGUUUGGGGCUCGGGAAGAUCAAUACUUCGUUUAGUUCCAGAUAUUUGUUCUACUCAUGUGAGACAUUUUACCUGUUUAUUUUACAUUUGUUUCUUAUUCUUCACUUAUUUUCUGCAUUCCUUUCAUCCCCGGUAACGGCGGAUGCCCCCCUUCUUCUCACGUGAGUGCGACGGUUCCCCGGUCAGAAAUAUCAAGGAAUUGUUGAGAAUUACUGCGGUCUGUAGACAGCAACAGUUUUCACGUGAAAAGAGACCGACGCUGACCGAGUUGCGUUUAAGACUUGUUGCUCCUCGGUAUUUAACGGGUCGCCAUGAACUUUUUUUUGCCGUUAUCAUCUUCUCAUCAUUCCUUACGGUUUACUUUCUCGAGAUCAUGAGAUUAAUUCACUAUGUCAUGCUGCUCUUUGUGUUUUGUGGAAGAGGACACGCUCUCCCCACGAUGACCAAUGAGACCCCAGCUGACCCCUACAUCUUCACCACUGACCUCCUGCCCCUUGACCCUCGCUUCCUUCCUCCGCUGGCCAAUGGGCUGCUGGGUUGGAGGGUGUACGGUGACAUCAUGCACAUGGGCGGAGUCUAUAACGGCGAGGGCGGGGACUGUCACCGUGCCAAUCUCCCCUGUCCUCUGGCUGUGAGGAUGGAUCUAGAUGAGGUGAAGGCAGGGCAUCUGGAACACUCCUACAGCCUAGAUACACACACAGGUAUAUUCACCCACUCUCUGAGGACAGUUGGUGUUAUUGCCUCCCAGUCUCUCUACACCCAUCGACAUCAUCCCAACCUCUUGGUCAUGGAGGUCCUGCUGGUUCGUCAGGGCACCUCCCAGGAGCCAAUCACAAUCAAGCUGGACAGUAGGUUCACGCCUCAAAGCGAUGACAUAGUGUUCCAUUCUGAACCGGACUACAAAGGAGCCAGUUACAUCCAGGGCCGGACCACCACGGCUGAAGUCCCUGGUGGCGACUGUCCCAGCGUCCACAUCAUCUGGACCCCCAUCACCCCCUCCCUUACCCUGCUGCCCGACCAGGCCCAGUCCCGCUGGGGGUUCGUGGUGGCGGUGGCGGGCAGUCAGGACAGCGUACAGGCUCACUACGACACAGCUCUGGAGCUGAUGACCACUGGGAACCUUCGUCCCUCGCACCUCCGGGCGUGGGAGGAGCUGUGGGCGGGCAGCACGCUGGAGCUGACUGGUCCGGACGACCUGAGCAGGGCUCUGAUUGGCUGCAUGUUCUACCUGCUCAGUGCCUUCCCUUCGUUGCACGAGGCGCCCGGUCAUUUCGGCGGGGUCAGUCCUGGGGGGUUGUCUAACGGGGGCUCAGGACAAGACUACUGGGGACACGUGUUCUGGGACCAGGACACUUGGAUGUACCCCAGUAUUGGUCUCUUCUACCCUCAGUUAGCCCGGGCCGUGCUUGAGUACCGGGUGAGGACAGUGGAUGGCGCUAAGGACAAUGCUGAGAAGCAAGGCUACAAGGGACUAAAGUUCCCGUGGGAAAGUGCUGUGUCAGGGAGAGAGGUGUGUCCUGAAGAUAUAUACGGACAACAAGAGAUCCACAUCAACGGAGACAUUACUCUGGCCUUCCAACACUACCUCUACCUCACACAGGACAUGUCCAUGUUCACAGAGGGGCGUGGCAGCCAAGUGAUUUGGGGCGUGGCUGACUACUGGGUUUCCAGGGUAACCUGGAGCGCUGAAGAACAGGAGUACCACAUCUUAGGUGUCAUGCCGCCCGAUGAGUAUUACUACAACGUCAACAACUCUGUGUACACAAACACUGUGGCCAAGUACAGUCUUGAGUUUGCUGUGGAGUUGGCUGCCCUGCUGAAGUACCCGGCUCCUCAGGAGUGGCAGCAGGUAGCAGACAAGAUUAAAAUCCCUUUCGAUCAGAAGCAGAAAUACCAUCCUGAAUUUGACGGCUACAAAAAAGGACAAUUUGUGAAGCAGGCUGACACAGUGUUGCUAGGCUACCCCCUGGGUCUACCUAUGACCCCUGAGGUCAGGAGAAAUGACCUGGAGUUCUACGAGGCUGUCACAGACCCUGGUGGACCAGCUAUGACAUGGGGUAUGUUUGCAGUGGGCUGGCUGGAGCUGGGGGAGGUGGAGAAGGCUGGCCGUCUACUACAGAAGUGUUUCAAAAAUAUCCAGGGACCAUUCCAGGUAUGGAGUGAAUCGUCUGAUGGUUCUGGGGCGGUGAACUUUCUCACUGGUAUGGGAGGAUUCCUGCAGGCUGUUCUGUUUGGUUACACUGGAUUCAGAGUACAGAAAGAUUGUCUGGCCUUUGCCCCUUCCAUCCCUGAGGACAUCACUCAGCUGUGUAUCCGGGGGGUCAGUUACCUGGGCAACAAGAUGGACUGGCUGGUGAGGGGACAGGAAGUUUACAUCAUACUGAGAGAGGGAGCAAAGCAUGCUGGGAAUACCAAACCCUGCGCUCUGCAGGUGGUCCUCAAGAACUCCGGGACCAAGAUCCCUCUUAUACCAGGAAAACCAGUGACUUUCCCACGGGAGUCUGGAAUGAUCUGUAAAGUGGAUGGUGCCUUAUCCUGCUGGCCCAUGUGAGGACCAUCCCUGUC
Messenger RNA from Salvelinus fontinalis (brook trout), 3069 nucleotides. RefSeq names its product protein-glucosylgalactosylhydroxylysine glucosidase (gene pgghg). Lineage: Eukaryota; Metazoa; Chordata; Actinopteri; Salmoniformes; Salmonidae. Gene Ontology annotation, molecular function: catalytic activity. Gene Ontology annotation, biological process: carbohydrate metabolic process. The record is from RefSeq and is a predicted model, not a curated record.